AUGGAUUCUGCUGCUGCAUCAAAGAUUACACGCGGUGCUCUUGACGCCAUCUUCAACGAUCCCGAAAAUGUCGCCACCAGGUUUCCCGUGCCUGUUCUACAGUGCCUUCAGAUCAAGCCUCUCGCAGGACAGCAAGGGGCGGCCGACCGUUUCCGAAUUGUUCUGAGCGACAUCAACAACUAUGUCCAAUCCAUGAUGGCGACCCAGGUCAACCACGUGAUUCACGAUGGGCAACUCGUCAAGAACUGCCUUGUUCGCGUCACCCAGUACCAACCCAACUCUGUGAAGGGCAAAAACAUCCUCAUUAUCCUCGGUCUCGAGGUCAUUCCAGAACUUGGCACACCUGAGAAAAUUGGUGACCCCUUGGCCUUCGAACCCCUCCCUGAGGGCGCAGCCCCCAACGCGGGAAACACAGGCAAUGCGCCGAUCCAAGGCCAAAACUUUUAUGGAGCAAAGAAGGAGGAAGAGAAAGAGAAGCCAAGAAUCUCGCAGAUUCCUAGUCGCAGUGUUGCCGGUACAAGCCACGGCAGCAGCAACAUAUACCCCAUCGAGGCACUGUCUCCCUACGCGCACAAAUGGACUAUCAAGGCCCGCGUUACCCAAAAGUCAGAUAUCCGGACGUGGCACAAGCCAAGCGGAGAAGGCAAGCUCUUCUCGGUCAACCUGCUUGACGAGAGCGGCGAAAUUAAGGCGACAGGCUUCAACGAGCAGUGUGAUCAAUAUUACGACCUGCUGCAAGAGGGCUCCGUCUACUAUAUCUCGAACCCCUGUAAGGUCGGCAUGGCCAAGAAGCAGUUUACCAACCUUCCCAACGACUACGAGCUCACUUUUGAGCGAGAUACGGUGAUUGAGAAGGCCGAAGAUCAAACCAACGUCCCGCAGGUUCGCUACAACUUCUGCAACAUCCAGGAGUUGCAGAGUGUCGAGAAGGAUGCGACGGUUGACGUUGUCGGUGUACUCAAAGAUGUUGGCGAAGUCUCGCAGAUCGUGUCCAAGUCUACAGGCAAACCAUACGAGAAGCGUGAACUAACACUCGUUGACGACAGCAACUUCUCUGUUCGCAUCACUAUCUGGGGCAAGUCUGCCCAAGGCUUUGACGCAAGCCCGGAAUCGGUCGUCGCCUUCAAGGGUGUCAAGGUUUCCGACUUUGGCGGUCGCAGUCUGAGUCUCUUGUCGUCGGGCACCAUGUCCGUCGACCCUGAUAUUCCUGAUGCUCACCGCCUGAAGGGCUGGUACGACUCGUCUGGUCGUAAUGAUGCCUUCGCAACGCACAACAGCAUGGGCUCCGGUUUGGGUGCUGCCACUGGGCGCCCCGACGAAGACAAGGUUGUUGUGCAGGUCAAGGACGAGCAGCUCGGCAUGGGCGAAAAGCAGGACUUUUUCAACCUCAAAGCAACCAUUGUCUAUAUUAAGCAGGAUACCUUUGCGUACCCUGCUUGCCGCAACGAAGGCUGCAACAAAAAGGUUGUUGACAUGAAUGACGGCACAUGGCGCUGCGACAAGUGUGACGUCUCUCACGACAGGCCCGAGUAUCGCUACAUCAUGUCUGUGAACGUAUGCGAUCACACAUCACAGCUGUGGCUUAGCUGUUUCGACGAAGUUGGCCGCUCUAUCAUGGGCAUGUCUGCGGAUCAGCUCAUGGAACUCAAGGAGGGCGGCGACGAAGCAACGCUCGCCAACGCUUUCGAGGCAGCCAAUUGCAAGAAGCUCGCGUUCCGCUGCAGUGCCAAGAUGGACACUUUCGGCGAGUCCCAGAGAAUUCGAUACCAGGCUCGUAGUGCCGCGCCGGUUGAAUACAAGUCGGAAGGCAACAAGCUUGCGGAACUGAUCAAGCAGUACAGCAUCAGUUCGUGA
Molecule: messenger RNA, 1854 nt
Organism: Verticillium nonalfalfae
Lineage: Eukaryota; Fungi; Ascomycota; Sordariomycetes; Glomerellales; Plectosphaerellaceae
Gene: RFA1
Product: Replication factor A protein 1
Exons: 4
Coding region: 1-1854 (617 amino acids)
Biological process (GO): DNA repair; DNA recombination; DNA replication
Cellular component (GO): nucleus
Molecular function (GO): DNA binding
Source: RefSeq, a predicted model, not a curated record